Molecule: messenger RNA, 1309 nt
Organism: Danio rerio (zebrafish)
Lineage: Eukaryota; Metazoa; Chordata; Actinopteri; Cypriniformes; Danionidae
Gene: etfb
Product: electron transfer flavoprotein subunit beta
Biological process (GO): fatty acid beta-oxidation using acyl-CoA dehydrogenase
Cellular component (GO): mitochondrion; mitochondrial matrix; electron transfer flavoprotein complex
Molecular function (GO): electron transfer activity
Source: RefSeq, marked provisional
AGAGCAAAGAUCCACGAUGAGCGCCCGAGUUCUGGUCGGAGUUAAACGGGUCAUUGACUAUGCAGUCAAGAUCCGAGUCAAGCCUGACCACACUGGAGUGGUCACAGACGGUGUGAAGCACUCGAUGAACCCCUUCUGUGAGAUCGCAGUGGAGGAGGCUGUCAAACUCAAGGAGAAGAAGCUGAUUAAGGAGGUUGUGGCCGUCAGCUGCGGCCCUCAGCAGGUCCAGGAGACAAUCCGGACGGCUCUGGCCAUGGGAGCAGACCGUGGCAUUCAUGUGGAAGUUUCCGGAAAAGACUACGAGACUCUCGGCCCUCUACAGGUCUCCAAGAUUUUAGCUGCUCUCGCUAAAAAGGAAGAAGCCAGUCUGAUUAUUCUGGGGAAACAGGCCAUAGAUGAUGACUGCAAUCAAACUGGACAGAUGACUGCAGCUCUACUGGACUGGCCACAGGGCACUUUUGCAUCCGAGUUGGCUUUUGAAGCUGACAAGCUGAAGGUGGUGAGAGAAAUAGAUGGUGGAUUGGAGACCAUUAAGAUCAAAAUGCCCGCUGUAGUGACGGCUGAUCUCCGGCUCAACACUCCCAGAUACGCCACACUGCCCAACAUCAUGAAAGCGAAGAAGAAGAAGAUUGCGAUGGUGAAGCCAGCAGAUCUGGGUGUAGACGUAAGCUCGCGGCUGGAGGUGCUAAAGGUGGAUGAACCUCCAACGAGACAAGCCGGAGUCAAAGUGGAGACGGUGGAGGAUCUGGUGGGAAAACUCAAAGAGGCUGGAAGAGUAUAGAAGAUGUGGAGGAGCAACAGUGCAGACUCAUACUGACGGUCUUUCAUCACUGGUGACGGAGCUCAAUGUUGAUCAAACUCUUGAGGCCAGUAACAAAUCCAGACCCAUGUAGUUGAUGUAGAUGCUGCUCUUCUGUGUUUAUGACUCUUUUACAUUCGUCUGGAUGCUGAGAGACACUCAUCCACCCACAGCCGUCCGUUCCAACCAAUAUUUCCGUGCAUUGAAUAUAAGAGUACACUUCUGGGGACACUUUCGAAUGCACUAACAAGCCAUCACAUUUGCUGUUAAUAAUUAACUCAGAAUCAAAUCUGCAUUGACUUUAUCUGUGCUGUGUCCCUGUCAUUAAAAAUCGGUUAUCAGUGGGGUUUGAUUGAGCCUUAUGGUUUAUUGAUGUUGAUUUUUGUUGUGUUGUUUUGCGGACAGUGUCUCUCAGCAUGAAGAGAGAGUAAAUCACGUUACCACAAGCGCCUCUGAAUGAGUCCUGAUUGUACAGUAUCGUUCGAUGACAAUAAAAAGUCGUCUUUUUCA